UGUCCAUCGACAUUAUUAGAGCUCACUCAGCGUUUAACUGAGCACGGUUGAUUCAUUUGCUGUUCGACAAUAUAUUUUAUUUUUCAAAUUAUUCUUCUUCAUUACUAGAAAAAUAAUUAAAUGAAUUAUUUAUACACAUCCAGUAUUACAAUAUGGAUGUUUAUAAUUAUUAUAAAAUUAAAUGUGUCAUCGGUAACAUCAAAAUUAGUUCCAAAAUAUAAAGGUGAUCCAAACGAAUGGCGGGAAUAUGGAGCAGAAGCCAAUUUCGCUCAAUUCAAUAGCUUGUAUGCAAUAAGUAUCAAUGAAGCGUUGGUGGACUAUUUUGGCUUACCUAGUGGUAAAUGUGAUGUAUCACCUGAUUUACUAGAUAAAGACAGUGCACGCAAUUUGACUUACCCGAAUCAAUGUGCUGGAUCACUUCGCUCUUGCUGGUUCGAAAAAGAAAGUGAACAACGAAAAAAAGCAGAAGCGGACUACAAAAAAUCAAAAAUCUCUUACUGUACUAAUAGUCCGGCUGGUAGUUGUUUCCGCAAAAAAGGCGAAUAUACCGAUUAUUAUCGCGGUAUACUAGAUUCUACUGGUAACAUUUGCAAGUGCUUAUGUGAACGAGAUGAUAAUUCAAAUUCCAAAAACGAGCGUGGUGAAUUACUUGACUCAAUUUGCUUUGAUCCAGUUUCAGUUGAUGAUGGAUAUGUUGCAACUGGCGCGAGAUUUAAAAGACACGGUAACGUUAUGUACCUUGAACUUCAACAAGGAAUAUUAUCACAAGGAAAAAUUGAUCCAACAACGCUCAAGUGGACGACUUCAAAUAAUUGUAACUUAAAAAAGAAAGUUAUUGGUAAUGUCCGAUACGAUGGUACUUACGAUGGUUUAAAUAUCAUACUAAACGAUCUUACUUUAUCAGAUAAUGGAGUUGUCACAGGUGUUACGUUAGGUGAUUCAUUGCGCGGACGAUACGUCGAUGACGAUGGUAAUAUUAAUGAAAAUGAAUCCGAAAUUACACAAAAAAGUCAAUGCCAUGGAAGUGCCAUCGAUUUGGUACAUCGUGAUCCAGAUCUUCGGCCGUCCACAGCUUUAAUAGGAAAUAAUUCCGAACGCAGUGAACCUUGCGAUUGGAAGAUAAUUUUUGGUGGAACUCAAGAGAGUUCUGAUAAUAUACAACAUGUAGUUCCAUUUGUCGAUUUACAAGAGAUCGUCGCCGAUCAAAAUUCACCUCAACCUAUUCACGGAAUCGGCUGGUAUUAUCGCGGUUAUCCCGGUUAUGGAGGAUAUCUGGCUCUUAAGAUUUUCACCAAAGAAUGAUAAUUGUUUUAUUAAUAUUCAUUUUAUCGGUAUCGAUGUUAAUGUAUUCAAUAUUAUUCAAUGUACUAAAAAUUGUGUUAUCUGUAAAAUUAAAAUUUACAGUUUUUCGAAUUUAUUUAAAAUUGUAAUAAAAAUACGAUUUUAUUUUUUAAAGUCGAGUUAUAUGUCUGUUAAAAAUAUACGUAUUGUU
Molecule: messenger RNA, 1492 nt
Organism: Microplitis mediator
Lineage: Eukaryota; Metazoa; Arthropoda; Insecta; Hymenoptera; Braconidae
Exons: 6
Coding region: 121-1302 (393 amino acids)
Source: RefSeq, a predicted model, not a curated record